UCAACGGCCCAUUAUGAUAAAAUCUACUAGAAAUGCUGUCUUGGGGAAAAAGUCCCCUAAGCGUCACUCCCGAUUCUGGAAACUACAGAGGAAUAUUUUGAGACGAAAAUUGAGAUGGCAGCCAGGAAUGCUUUCAGAUAUGUUUCUCGUAGGCUCUCAAGCAGUGGCAAGGUGUUAGGUGAGGAGGAAAAAGCUGCUGAAAAUGUCUACAUCAAGAAAAUGGAGAAAGAGAAGCUGGAGAAGCUUGCUCGCAAGGGUCCCAAGCCAGAAGAACAUGCUGCAACUAGCGCUGGUGGCUCAGGGUCAGUAGCUGAUGCUGCAUCAAGUGCCCAGGCCUCUUCAACACCCAGGGUAUCAGAUGACAAAUACCGCAACUAUGGUGUUCUAGCUGGACUGGUUACUGGUGUUGGUGCUUUGGGUUGGUACUUGCUGUCAAAGGACAAGAAGGAGGAAGAAGUACAUGAUUGAGAUCUCUCUAAAUAAGCAACUCCUUAAAAGAAAAAAAUAAAGCAAAACUGGCGUUUGGAAAACAGUAGCCUUGCCUCUUUUCCUUCUGUAUGGUUUUCCAAUGUCUGGAUGUACAAAAAUCUCCAGAGCGGGUGUACAUUUUACAACUGCUGAACUGGAUGACGUUCUGUAUGUGUUGCUUGGUUCACAUCGUAUUAGAGAAGAAUUUCUUGGGUUCGUUUGUUACCUUAAACAGGGUGUUAUUUGUUUCUUUUUUACUGUCAUCUACUUCCUUCCAUGGUUAGUGUGAUUUGGUCUCAUAA
Molecule: messenger RNA, 770 nt
Organism: Solanum dulcamara
Lineage: Eukaryota; Viridiplantae; Streptophyta; Magnoliopsida; Solanales; Solanaceae
Exons: 4
Coding region: 115-468 (117 amino acids)
Source: RefSeq, a predicted model, not a curated record